Dermacentor andersoni is the source of this 936-nucleotide messenger RNA. RefSeq lists its product as uncharacterized. Lineage: Eukaryota; Metazoa; Arthropoda; Arachnida; Ixodida; Ixodidae. The record is from RefSeq and is a predicted model, not a curated record.
UGCGUGUGCCUUAAAAACAGGCGACCCAAGCUGUUCAAACGAGCAACCGUUCCUCGCGCAAGAUUGGGACGGUACCACCUUGUCGGGAAGCAAUGACCCGCAAGAAUGUUUUCGUUUGCUUGCUCUUGCUUGUCUACCUUGUCGUGGCCAUAUCCUCCAAUAGCGCAGGCAAUGACGACCCCGGCGAUGGCGGCGACAAAAGUGACAGCAAGAACAGCAGCAACGACAACAGCAAAAACGACGAAGGCAGCGAUGACAAGAAGGACGGCGACAACGACGACGGAAGCAAAAAUGUGAACGAAAACAACGGAUAUAUCGGAUGUGAAGUACUUCCAUGCAGACAAGGCCACAAGACUUGUUGCAUGAAGAUGAAUCGAAAAUGCGUCUGUAAAUGCGUUUUGGCCGGUUUGCUCUGCCAAUCCGUAUGGCCAAGGGAAUGUCCUCUGCCUUACAUUGCCCGAUGCAGGGACAAAGGCAGAAUGGAAAGGUGCAGUUGCAAGCCAUCAAAAGUGCCGCCUGCAAAUCCAGAACAGAUCAAGAAAGCAUUCUCAGUAAUUACAAACAUAAUUCCCAACAUUCCUGGAAUACCUAAACGCUUUCCCGGUUCGGAAGUGCUAAAUAAAUUAAUAAUACUUUAGGUUACACGGUGCCUGUUUCUUUUCUUCGUUUCCAUUCUGACGACAGGUGAUGACAAAGACACGGUUGGUAGGAGACUAUAAAAUUAGGAAUGGCGACAUGACGCUUCAUUCAUCUAUAUAUUAUGCGUGGGCUUAUUACAUACUUUUGGAACAGCCAACGUGUGAACGAAAAUGUUGCUGCCUUUUUCGUGGAGAGAAGCAACAACAGACUGGUUUUAAUGGGCUACAUGAACACGGUGAUCCGGUGGUUGACCGCCCUAUUAACACAGAAACAGGUGAGCUAAUUAAUAUAUUCCUG